Maylandia zebra (zebra mbuna) is the source of this 9543-nucleotide messenger RNA. The record is from RefSeq and is a predicted model, not a curated record. Lineage: Eukaryota; Metazoa; Chordata; Actinopteri; Cichliformes; Cichlidae.
AUGACUCCCUGCCAGGACAGUACCUGGAUGGAUGAACUACCUGCGCUCAGCCUGGAGGGAGGACGAACCGACAGUUCAGACAGGUCCUUCACGCCCACUCACCACAGCUACUACUCUUCUAAACAUGAAGGCAUGAUGGAGGAGAUGCUCACCAGUCACCAGGUUUCAUCCCUUGCCAGGGAGACUGAGAGGGAUUCGUACCGGUUGAGCUGGGGCACAGAGAACCUGGACAACGUGGCUUUGUCCUCCAGCCCUGUCCAUUCAGGCUUCCUGGUCAGCUUCAUGGUAGACGCCAGGGGCGGAGCCAUGCGCGGCUGUCGACACAACGGCCUCCGCAUCAUCAUCCCGCCGAGGAAGUGCAGCGCCCCGACGAGAGUGACGUGCCGACUGGUGAAGAGGCACCGUCUGGCCACCAUGCCCCCGAUGGUUGAGGGGGAGGGUCUGGCCAGCAGGCUCAUUGAGGUGGGACCCUCUGGAGCCCAGUUCCUUGGUAAACUCCACCUCCCCAGUGCCCCCCCACCUCUAAAUGAGGGAGAGAGUUUGGUUACCCGAAUCCUCCAGCUUGGUCCACCGGGGACCAGAUUUCUUGGUCCUGUCAUUGUGGAGAUCCCUCACUUCGCUGCCCUCCGAGGGAAGGAGCGCGAGCUGGUGAUUCUGAGGAGCGAAACAGGAGAGAGCUGGAAGGAGCAUCACUGUGAACACACUCAAGAGGAGCUCAACCAGAUACUCAACGGCAUGGACGAGGAACUGGAAACUCCCGAAGAGCUGGAGAGGAAACGCAUUUGCCGUAUCAUCACUAGAGAUUUCCCACAAUACUUUGCUGUGGUGUCACGCAUCAAGCAAGACAGCAAUCUGAUUGGUCCUGAAGGAGGCAUCCUCAGCAGCACCGUUGUACCACAAGUUCAGGCAGUUUUUCCUGAGGGGGCGCUGACCAAGAGGAUCAGGGUUGGACUGCAGGCCCAGCCAGUGAGCAUAGAUGUCGUGAGGAAGCUCCUGGGGAACAAGGCCAGCUUCAGUCCCAUUGUCACUCUGGAGCCGCGCAGGAGGAAAUUUCAUAAACCCAUCACCAUGACAAUCCCUGUCCCCAAGAGCAACUCCGACCCCGUCCUCAACGGCUUUGGAGGGGACACACCCACCCUACGAUUGCUUUGUAGCAUCACGGGUGGAACAACGCCAGCCCAGUGGGAGGAUAUAACAGGAACUACUCCGUUAACUUUUAUUAAUGACUGCGUGUCCUUUACCACCAACGUGUCUGCCAGGUUCUGGCUCAUAGACUGUCGGCAAGUCCAGGAAUCGGUCAACUUCUCCACUCAGGUGUAUCGGGAAAUCAUCUGUGUCCCUUACAUGGCCAAGUUCGUCAUCUUCGCCAAGACCCACGACCCGAUUGAGGCCCGAUUGCGCUGCUUUUGCAUGACUGAUGACAAGAUUGAUAAAACACUGGAACAGCAGGAGAACUUCGCCGAGGUGGCGCGCAGCCGAGAUGUAGAGGUCCUGGAAGGCAAACCUAUCUAUGCAGACUGCUUUGGUAACCUUGUUCCCCUCACGAAAAGCGGCCAACAUCACCUCUUCAGCUUUUACGCCUUCAAGGAGAACCGGUUAGCACUCUUCAUCAAAAUCAGAGACAACACUCAGGAGCCGUGUGGCCGCUUGUCAUUUAUGAAAGAACCCAGGAACUACAGGUCACUUGCACAAAAUGCUAUAUGCAAUCUCAACAUCACACUUCCAUCAUACUGCAAGGAGUCUGAUUCAGACCAAGAACAAGAGGAAGAGACCAACAGACUGCUCGAGAAAUAUGAAGAGACGGAGACGUCAGUCCUGAAAUCAGAGCUGAUUCGAGAACCAGAUCUUCUAUCCGACGUGUCAGAGAUGAAACAAGAUUUGAUCAAAAUGACUGUCAUCUUGACUGCAGACUCCGCUGAGAAAUCCCCUUCCUUAGGAGGGUGUGGUCUAGAGAAAGGGACCGAGGAAGUUUCUGGAGAAGCGUUAGAAACAAUGGAAAAAGACUUAGAGAAAGUCAAAGAGGACCUAGAGAAAGUCAGUGAAAUACUGAGGGGUGGAACGUAUGAGGGUGAGGUGGCAGAGGAGGCAGCGAAAGCAGCUAGAAUGGCUGAGGAAUGGGUUCUCCUCUCAGACAGUGAGAUAGAAGAAGCCAAAAAGAUGGCAGCUUUAGAAAAUCAAGAGCUCGUCUUACGGGAAAGUAGAGGUAACAGAGGGACUCCCAGACCUAAAGCCAUCAAGGACAGUGGUGACCUUAAAGAAUACCUGCUGGAUGUACCAAUAAGCUCUAAAGUUAAAGCCAAAAAAGAGACAAGUUUCCAGGAAAGAUUCACUGAUGUUGUGCUACGCAAAAGUACAAAACCAACCACUCCAACCAAAGUACAUGACAAACCCCCACUGGUGAUGUUAAAAAGCCACAAGGCUACAGAUGACCACACUACAAGUCCACCUAGCAAAUCCUAUAGCCAUCCAGAGCCUCCCAAAGAUGCAGAAUUCCCCAAGGAAACUGUGCCCAAGCCCCUCUCCCCUGACACCCCUAGUUCUGAAGAGGUAAGUUAUGAGGUAAACCCCAAACCCCCUGAUCAUUCAUUCCUCUUUGCUCUAUCAAAACCGGCUGUCAUCCCUGAAGACCCAGAAGAAGAUAAUGCAUCAGACAGCCACGAAGCUAGGAGAAAGAUCACUCCUGAGGAAGAGAUGUUUAAGAUGGCAGCCAAAAUAAAAACAUUUAAUGAAAUGGAACAAGACGUGAAGAGCAAAACGAAGUCUAGAAAAGAUUUGUUUUCUCCAGCAGAUGCCAAAAUAGGGGAUGACAGCUGUGAAAGUGAGAAGCUAUCGCAAAGUGAAUGUGGGUUCAGUACACCCACAGAGGAUUCAAAAUUAGCUCUUUUUGUUGAUCCCCUUAUUAAAGUACAACCUCCCUCUCCUUUUUCAGCAGGUUUGAAUGAUGGAUGCCACAGCAAAGAGGCCAAGAGCACAUCAUCAACCAGUGUCACCUCAGAGGGACCUCACUCUGUCUCAGACCAGCAUCAUUCAAAAUCCCAAAUGAAAAAAGAAGAAAGUUGCCCAUUAUCUGGAAAAGCCAAUAAAGCCAAUAGCAACACAAAGGCAUCAACAUCAAAUACUAAAAAUAGGACUGAUGAGCAAAAGGAAGAAAGCUUAAGGAAAUCAAGGGAAAGUAGAGGAGAUGAUACGCAUGGUGAAGAGUUAGAGAUUAGUGAGCCACAGACAGGUGUGCUGAAAAGAUGUAGUAAUGUCACAGAUGAAGUUAAAGGAGAUCAGGCCGGACUCUGUGAAACUGUUAUUACAAGUAAGACACAGGAAACGUUUAAACCAGAGGUCUGUAUCUACGAUGACACAGAGGAGGAUGACGAGACACUGGAACCUCCCAGGACCGAGUCCAAAGGUGUCACUGCAAGGGUAGAUACCGAGUCUUGGUCUGCAAUGCGGGAGGAUGAUGCCACUUUUGAAGCUCGCGUAAAAGAGGAGGAACAGAAGAUACUGAAUCUGGUUGUUGACCGUCAGUCUCCAGACACCACACCUGGUAGGACACCAACAGAAGAGAGCACUCCCACCAGUGAGCCCAAUCCUUUUCUUUUCCAAGAAGGGAAGCUCUUUGAGAUGACCCGCAGUGGUGCUAUUGACAUGACAAAGAGAAGCUACGAGGAAGAGGCUGUUGGCUUUGCCUUUUUCCAGAUAGGAGAACAGCCUUUAGAGGAGCCCAUCUUAGAAGAGCCCAGACAAGAGAGUCAAAGAUCUGCUACAGAACCGGAAGUUGGUCUCAAUUUAACACUAGAGGUUAAGACUGAUAACAGUGAGCAAUCCGAAGAAACAGCUGAUUCACAGCUUCGGUCCUCGCCUGAAGAUGAACAGCCAAGCUGCAAAGCUGAUGCCUCCAAAUCUAAAAUCCCCAAAAUGGGCAUUUCAGCUUCAGCUAAACCUACAAAGAAAGAUCGGACAUCCCCAGAACUUCUAGAGAUGAAAGCAGAGAUAACUGAAAGAUCCUUAGAUUUAGACACAAGUUCCCUUGGUCAAAUGAUAACAAAUGUACAGACAGCAGAUACUACUAUCACUAGAUCAGUUUACUCUGCAGGGGAAGAGUCCUCUGACUCUUCUCCAGAGGAACCACAGUCAGUAAUAGAAGCCCCCAAAACAACAGGAAAAUCCAAACAAAGCGCUUCCAGUAGUGUUAAAAAGACUCCAGUCAAAGCACCAGCUAAGCCUACUUCUUCUCAAGGCCGCGGUAAAUCAACAAUUCAUUCUCCAUCUCAUGCAGUUUCCCCUUCCAGCACUCCUAAAAAAGAGGCCAUCUCUACUUCUGAAUCUAAAUCUAGAAUUCCAGUUAAAGCUAGCACGAUGAAGCCUGACUCUACUGUCAAACGUGCUGAAAAUAACCAAGACAAAAAACUUAAGGUCCCUGUGAAGGAUACAAGGAGAAAAUCUGAGACAGAUGCAGGUCCCUCUGUGGAUGUCAAAACCAAGACUCCAUCUUCCAAAGCCAAGAGUUUCUGUGAGGGGGAGUCUCCCAGGUCAUCUAAAAAAGAACAGGGUCGUCCUUUGAGUGCUGAGGCGGCAAAAUCUAAGGGUUUUCAGUCCAGAUUGCCAGUCCGAGGCAAAAGUGGUCAGUCGUCACAUUCAACAACACCCACUAAAGAAAAAAGGGAGCCCUAUAAAGAGCCCGUUGAGUUCUUUGAAGAGAUAAGUGAUGAAGCAGCAAAACUGGUGGCUAGGUUGGCAGAGGCAGACAGAGAGCAAGAGGUUGCGGCCACCAUCUCAGAUGACGAGAGCAGUCUCAUUGAUCCUUUAGUCAUAGAAAGAGAACAUUUCCCUCCCUCAGGAGACAUCUUUCCCAUUAGACCACUGUGGGACGAACCUGUUGAGACACAGAUGCAGCGAAUCCCAGACGAUAAAGUCCAAAGUCAAGUAGAUCCACAGGAUGAAGCAGAGAGAAAAGAGCAACGGUUGGCCAUUAUAGCUGACCACCUUGGCUUCAGCUGGACGGAGUUAGCACAGGAGCUUGACUUCAGUGAGGAGAGGAUCAAUGAGAUAAGAACUGGAAACCCCAACUCACUUCAAGACCAAAGCCAUGCUCUUCUGAAAGUCUGGACAGAGAGGGAGGGAAAUCUUGCCACAGAAGCAACACUUAUCAAAAGACUGACAAAGAUCAAUCGAAUGGAUAUUGUUCACCUUAUUGAAAGCAGGACGUCUGAAGAAGAAACCUCACAUACGUAUGCAGAAAUCGAGUGGACCAUAGCACAGGACCAUAGUGAAGGUUUCGCUGCUCUUCAUGAAGACAUGGACAGCCCCAGGAUCAGCAAGCGUACAGAGGCUGCAAAAAAGAGUCCACGCUCAGGACAACAGGUUCCCAUAGUUUCAGCAGAAGACCUUUCAUCCAGUUUGUCAUCACUUCACGAGACAACAGGACGACCGGUGACAGACUCCACAGCAGCAGGCCUUCUUAGAACUGUUCACAAAGACAAGCCACAAAAAGAGAUGGAAACAACACACUUAUCACAAAGAACAUAUGAGGAAAUGACAGACUUGGUACACACUGGCAGUUUUAAACAAAUCAUCUUCUCCGGUUUCUUUGCAUCAGACUCUGAGUUUGUGGCCUUGCCUGUUGAUUGUUGGAUUAAUGAUAUUUCGCGACCUUUGAGCCCUGAAACUGCAGAAUCAGAGGAGGAAUUAGACUCUGGUCCAUCUUCAUCGUUACUUAUCAAAAGCCCAAUAGCGAUGUCACCGUUAGUAAUUCAAAUUGGGGAUAAGUCUGGUGAAGAACAUCCUAAGUGGCAAGAAAUGAAAGAAUUACAACCAGAAUUUCAGUCAUACAAAGAAUGGAUGGAGCCCGGAUCCCAGGUUGGAAGCUUCUCAACUUUACAAACCACCGUCUGUGAGGAAGACUCACAUGUUAAUGAUGGUGAAGGAAAGCAGAAGAAGACCCAGCCUGUUAGUGUUGAUGAUCUAAAGACCAAGCUAGCCUCUCAAAGGGCUCCUGAGACACCAAAGGAAACACGGUUUCAAACAGACGAUGACACACAGCUUCAGUCUGCUACAACAAUAACACAGCAGAGCAGUAACAUAGGUGUGCUCUUUGGUGAAGACAAGCUGAUGGCAUCAGUCCCUCUACAGCUACCUGAACACAGCACAUACACAACUCACAGAGCUGUUACUCCAAUUCUGCCUUCACGUGAGAAGGCUUCAUUUGCAUCCCACAGGUGCUCUGAGUGGGAGCUGUCCCUGAAGGAAGCACAAUCUAGUGAGCACUUUUCACCCUCGCCAACUCCUGAUCGAGAUUACCAGGCAAUGCUUCCAGAACAUCUGAGAGCUCCUGACUGUAGCCAAGUGUCCUUGAAUGACAGGAGCCUCCUGUUGUCAGUGUUCAGCGACUCUAUGUCAGCUAAGCUUGAGAGCCAAGCUCUGACUAAGAAAGAGUCUGAAACCCUUGGAGACACCGAAGACUUUUCACCAGACUUUAAGAAGGUCCUCACAGGAACUAGAGAGAAACAAGCGUCCGAAUCUGAAUUAGGUAAACCGAAUGUCCCAGUAAAGCAGCACUUCAAGGGCUCUGAAUCUCCACAGCACUCUGAUUCAGAUAUGGAGUUCUUUGACUGCAGACAAGCCUUCUCUGACUUUUCGGAACCAGAAGAUGUGAUUACCUAUCAUAUCUCUGAACCCCCUUCACCAGUACCUGGGAGUAGUCUUGAUACUGGCCUUCAGCGUGCUACUCAAGCAAACCAGCUCUUCUUGCGGGCAGAAGAUAGAAAUCUCUUCUCUACCAGCAGCGAAAGUCUUCCUGAAUUUGCUUAUGAUGUAGAGGCGUAUCAGACAGACAGUGGGCUCCCUGUACUGGAGGAGCUCCCUUCCAGAGAUCAGGCAGAAUACUAUGACGAUGAUGACUUCCUGGGACGGGAGAUAGCUGAGGAGCUAGGGAUGCUGUCCUCUGAUAGCUCAGAGGAGGAUGUACUGACCACCAGGGUGGUCCGACGCAGAGUAAUCAUUCAGGCCGAUAACCUGCCAGACAUCCCCCUGCAGACCCUGACAGAAGAGAAGUACAUCGAUGAAGAUGGCAACAUGGUGGUCAAGAAAGUCACGCGGAAGGUCAUUCGUAAAUAUGUGUCUCCAGACGGCAUGGAGACACAGGAAGUGACCAUCGAAGGCUCUCACCAGGAGUCGGUCCAGAUAGAGGAGGGAGAUGCUGUUUCAAAGGUGGUGAAGAGAACUGUGCUUCAUAGUGGAGGCGAUCAGAAGGAGCUGACCUUUUCAGAGUCCCCGGCUCUGAGCGCUGCCACAGCGUCAGAGUUUGAAGUGGAGCCAGUGCAGGGCAGAAAGGUCAGCAAGGUUGUCAAGACAACUGUGGUGAGAGGCGAGAGGAUGGAGAAGCACACAGGAGACCCGUCGCUGGCUGCAGACCUGCCUUCAGCCAGAGAGGACUUUGAGAAGGCAAUGAGUUACGCUGGAGGAUUUGGAAAAGUGCUAAUGCCGCAUAUAGUAGAGAAAGAGAUUGUACAGGAUGACGGUUCUGUGGUUAAAAGAAGCCAGAUGCGUAAUUCACGCAGCCAGAAGAGGACCGUGGUGAGGGAUGCUCAGGGGAAGCAUGUGCACCUAGAGCGCCUGGACAACACCGCAGAUGCCCUGCAGCCUGAUGCGCUGCAGCAGCACCUGCACCGACUGCUCCAGCGCUACUGUGAGGACACCGAGGAUGAGGAGGAGGAUGAAAACCUUAGCUGAGCAGCUGCUUCCACUGAUCUACAUUUUCCACUGAAGCUUUUGGUGACGUACACUUCCUCAGAUCGAACCGCCCUCUGUCCCUGCUCAUCACUGGAGUUUUUCUUUCUUCUUCUUUGGUUUGUCAGAUAUUGGAACCGUAUUUUUGUGCUUUAACGAUAGAUGUUCGCUCUGAUUGUGACCAAAGAUAGCCACCCCUCACCGUCCUGAUGAUUUUUGUUCGUGUUUCGCUUCCUGCGGCUGCUUUGAUGUGAUGUAGGUACGAUGCACCAAAGGCGGAUUAGAAAGAAAAGGCGCGUCUCGGAUGUUUCGCCUCACGCACCGGCCUCUUCUUGAAGAACUCGUGUAAACAUUUGUACAUAGGGGAGUUGAUGACAAAAAGUCAAGCUGGGACUGGAAAGAAGCUGAAAUAAUUCAAAGCAUUUACCACGUUAGCCCACCUGAACCUGCUGUACAUGCACCAGCUGCAGAACGGCCACAGUACACAUGAGAUUAAUGCCAGAUAAAGUGUGAAUGCGUAUCAUCAGAAACUCAGCCGACAUCAACCCGCCCAUCUGUUCACAAAGGCUGUGUGCUCACACCUUUAGUCAUCUGCCCUUACUUUAUCCACGUCUGUCCUUCCUGCACGUGUGGAGCAUUGUUUCUGUCACCUGUGUGUGCCGUGUCUACGGAGAAAGAAAGUAGUGAUGAUGAAUGUUUCGGUGCAGCACUCAUGUCCUCGUGCUUCAUGUUGGUGCUUUUCCUUACCUGCAGCUACUCGUAGCGUUUCCACACCUUUUAAAGCGCAGCUUUGACUGUUACUGUCAACAAAUCUACAGGAAAACCCAACGCCAGCUCUGCUUUUGCUCCUCUGCUGCACACAGCUGUCAUUGGCCAUGCAUGCAGCAACAUUUCCUCCAGCCUGCAACACUGACUUUAAUAUAAAAUGAAGUGUUGAGUCUGUGAGAAAAUGGACAGUUUGCCUUUGAUUUAUUAGGAAAAAUGGCAUCACAGGUUUCAUGGUCUCAGUGUUCUUCAAGCUCGUUUAGCAAAUUAUGGACGGAAAAUAGACAUUGGAGCAAAAACCAUAUGAGUUGGUAACAGUCGGAAGGAAGAACUAUCAACAGGAAGAGACCUCUGGUAGCGAUUAAAGAGAAAAUGAACAGCCCACAGGCUCUAAUUAGAUCAACUGAUCGCUCCAACAGAAACCAGUGGGUCCUUUUAGAGUCUGGUUAUGGUCCCAGUAACACUCUGUUGGUUUUGGGCUUCUCGUCAGAUUUGUAGACACGUAACAGCAGACUUGUCCUUUAGUUUUGUUUUUCAACACAUAAAUAAUGUAGUCGUGGAUUUGCUUGUUUCCUGUCAUCACUGUUAAAGCCACUUUAAACCCAGGCCGAGGCUUUUACCCGCUUCAUUUGUGACACCUGUGUUUCUUUAUUUAUUGCUGUGUGUGUGUGUGUGUGAGAGAGAGUUUGGAUGUAUUUUGAAGCUACAGGUAAACCUUUGUUUGUUCCUUUGCCAUCGCAGACAAACAGUUGUGUUGCUAUAAGGCGGCUGCGACGCAUUCAGACAUGAUUACGUGUGUUUGCUGUUCAUCUACAUAUUUUCCAUGUAACAAUGUUGCCAUUUACUUUGAUCCACUGGAAGAAUAAAGGUCAAAAAGAUAAAACCAAUCUCAUAACGGAGCAUCUUAAUUCCAUGGUGAUGACAAUAUAUACAUAUUAACAGUGCAAAUAUUUAUGCGGGCAUGUAUGACUUUAUCAGAUGAUCAAAAUAAAAAUGCUAAUGAGGUAAAAGAGCUGCAGUGUGUUUGUGGCACAACAAUAAAACUGUACAUGUCUCGAA